This is a messenger RNA of Astyanax mexicanus (Mexican tetra), 5185 nucleotides long. RefSeq names its product BRCA1 interacting helicase 1 (gene brip1). Lineage: Eukaryota; Metazoa; Chordata; Actinopteri; Characiformes; Acestrorhamphidae. Gene Ontology annotation, cellular component: nucleus. The record is from RefSeq and is a predicted model, not a curated record. The transcript has 26 exons. Bases 179 to 5053 code for a protein of 1624 amino acids. Gene Ontology annotation, molecular function: DNA helicase activity; ATP binding; hydrolase activity, acting on acid anhydrides, in phosphorus-containing anhydrides. Gene Ontology annotation, biological process: nucleotide-excision repair; double-strand break repair involved in meiotic recombination.
UCUGUUUUCUCAGAGGCAGGGUUGGAGUUUUUUUUCCUGGCGGGACUUUCAGUUUUUUUCUUUGGAAAAUGUUUACCGGCUGCAGAAACGCUGGAUUAUCUACACAACAGGCUAAUAACUUUAUCCUGUGAAUUCUCUUAUUAAAGUAGUGAUUAAGUAGGCACACAGUGAGGUAGAGAUGGCUGGGAGUACAGUGGAGUACACUAUAGGAGGAGUGAAAAUCAACUUUCCCUGUAAAGCCUACCCCUCUCAACUCGCCAUGAUGAAUUCAAUUGUUCGGGGUCUGAAUCACGGGCAGCACUGUCUGUUGGAGAGUCCCACUGGCAGCGGGAAGAGCCUGGCACUGCUGUGUUCAGCCCUGGCGUGGCAGCAGGCACAGUACGGAAAGCUCGGUCAGGAUGGAUCUUCCUGUGGUGUGAAGAAGCCGGGUGUGAUCACUCCGUGUCAGUGUGUGUGUCACAGCCGAGCUCCCGCUACACACACUUCCUCCAGCAGCAGCACAGCCUUUAAUCCAGCACUGAUCGAUAAUAAUCACACUCACACUGAUACUCCUCUGAAGGCACAAGAGGACAAUCCAUCCCAGAGGACGACUCUGUCCUCCAGACUCUCCGAGAAGCUUCAGGCCUCCUGUGCUGCGAAUAAAGAAGAAGAGAACGAGGAGGAAGACGGCGAUUUCAGGAACGACAGGAAGCGCAUUCGGACUCCUGCUGGGGAUCAGAAGCUCAAUAGCGCUUUCCUUCCUCAAUCCUUUGAUGUUCAGCAGAGCAGGAAGAGAAGGUGUCUGGAGAAAGGCGUGGUUUAUAUCGAUGAUGAAGAUGAAGAUAAGGCAGGAAGCUGCAGGGUGGAGCUGAGCAGUCAGGCAGAGCGCUGUUCUCCCGUGUCCUGUACCCUGUGCCCCUGUGCCACUCUGGGAGAAGCUCAGAAGACAGGGGAAAAGACGAAGGAUAAAGAGAAGGAUAAAGAGAAGGAGGGCAACAUGAAGAAAACUGUACCUAAGAUCUUUUUUGGAACUCGUACCCAUAAACAGAUCACUCAGAUCGCCCGCGAGCUGAAGAGGACACUGUACUCCACCGUCCCCAUGACCAUCCUGUCCAGCCGAGACCAUACCUGCGUCCACCCUGAGGUGAUGCCCCACGCCAACCGCAACGAGCGCUGCAAGGAGCUGCUGGAGGCCAAAAACGGUCUCUCUUGCCGGUUCUACCAUAAUGUGCAUAAGAUGCGGGAGCAGAGCAGUCUGCAGUGGGUGCACGGGCUGCACCAGGCCUGGGAUAUAGAGGAGCUGGUACGACUAGGCACUAAGCUGCGCUCCUGCGCGUACUACGCUGCACGGGAGCUCAUGCAGGAGGCAUGCAUCGUCUUCUGUCCUUACAACUAUUUACUGGACCCUCUUAUUCGGGAGAGCAUGGAGAUUAAUCUGCAGGGGCAGAUCGUGGUUCUGGAUGAAGCUCAUAAUAUAGAGGACUGUGCCCGUGAGAGUGCCAGCUUCACCCUGAACCAGGCUCAGCUGCUUCAGGCCCGCGAGGAGAUCGAGAGCCUGGUCUCCUACAACAUCCGCCGCAGCAACCACGAGCCUCUGCUGGCCUUCUGCUGCAGCCUGCUGAACUGGGUGCAGGAGAGCUCCGGUUCGCUGCGAGAGCGGGAUUAUGAGAGUGCGUGUAAGGUCUGGACGGGGAGGGAAGUUCUGGAGAUUUUUCAUGGUUUUGGAAUCACAGCUGCCACUUUUCCACUGCUGCAGAAGCACCUGGAGGCGGUUCUGGAGAAAGAGGAAAGGAUCGGAUUGGUGAAUGGGAGAGAGGACACCGUGCAGGUCCCCACCAUCGCCUCCAGCACUCAGUCUGUGCUCAAGAGCCUCUUCAUGGUGCUGGAGUUCCUGUUCCGACAGAACUGCAGGUUUGCAGAUGAUUAUCGUGUGGCCCUGCAGCAGAGUUAUAUCUGGAGCACUCAGCAGGACGCUCCUGAUGCUCAGGGUUUUUUCGCUCGGCCGCAGCGCCGCCGUCAGACUCGCACUAAAACCAUGGUGCACACUCUGAGCUUCUGGUGUCUUAACCCUGCUGUGGCGUUCUCUGAUCUGAGUGAUUCAGUGCGCAGUAUAGUGCUCACAUCCGGUACUCUUUCUCCGAUGGGCUCCUUCUCCUCAGAGCUCGGCAUCAAAUUCUCCAUCCAGCUGGAGGCCAGCCACGUCAUCAGCCAAUCACAGGUGUGGGUUGGUACAGUUGGAAUGGGUCCUCAGGGUCGGAGGCUGUGUGCUACGUUUCAGCACACGGAGACGUUUGCGUUUCAGGAUGAGGUGGGGGCGCUGCUGCUGAAGGUGUGUCAGACUGUGAGUCGGGGAGUGCUCUGCUUCCUGCCCUCAUACAAGCUGCUGGAUAAGCUGAGGGAUCGCUGGAUGAACACGGGUCUGUGGGAGAAGCUGGAGGAGUGUAAGGCCGUGAUCACAGAGCCAAGAGGAGGAGCCAAGAGCGACUUCGAUGAGCUUCUGCAGACUUACUAUGAGGCCAUACGGCAAAGUGGAUCCAGAGAUGGAGCUCUGCUGAUCGCUGUGUGCAGAGGGAAAGUGAGUGAGGGGCUGGACUUCACUGAUGAUAACGCGAGAGCAGUGGUCACUGUCGGGAUUCCCUUCCCCAACAUCAAAGACCUUCAGGUUGAACUGAAGAUGAAAUAUAAUGAUCAGCAUUCCAAAUCCAGAGGUCUUCUACCUGGAGGUCGCUGGUAUGAGAUCCAGGCAUAUCGAGCUUUAAACCAGGCUUUAGGAAGGUGCAUUCGGCAUAAAAACGACUGGGGGGCUCUUAUUCUAGUAGAUGACCGUUUUAGAUCCAACCCCAACAAGUACAUCACAGGCCUGUCGAAAUGGGUCCGUCAGCUGGUGAGACAUCACGAGAACUUCACCAGCGCCAUGCAGUCCCUGCAGUCCUUCUCCCAGAGCCAACAGGGGGCGCUGCAGAGCCACGCCCAGGAGCCCGGACACAUCGUCCCCGUGUCUCCUAGUGUCUCCAGGACCGAGACAUCAGCUCUGUCCCCUCCUGAAUUCCCCGACUUAUCUCAACACCUGACCUCUCAGGAUCACACGGCCCUGUGUCCCGUCAGCUUCCCAUCUGAACCAGCAGGCGCCCAGUCACUUUUACCUCCACCCUCUGAUCCUCCAGUCCUCCAGAGUGAAGAAUCCAAAAUCAAAUCCACAUCACGACCUUCAUUUAACCUCUUCACCUCCACUCCCGUCAGCACCCGCCUGAAAACACCUCUCUUUAAAACCAGGGACUUUAAAAAGAAGGAUGCUGAUCAGAGCCCCAGAUCUCCAGCAUCCUGUAAAAACCUCAUCAUUCCAGCAGCUGUGGAGGAAGAAGAAGCUCAGACGGGAAGUGGGGGAGAAGGAGGAGGAAGUGCUGAUAAAAACGGACUAAAAGUGAUAAGAUCUGAUCUUCCUCCUCAACAGUUCCUCUUAUCUCCGGUAAGAUCUGUCCCUGGAUGCAGCAGCAUCAGCACCACCAGCAUCAUCACCAUCAGUGCUGCUGCUGCUGCUGCUGCAGGUCCUGAAGAAGAUGAUGAUUAUGGAGGAGGAGAAGAAGAGCAGGACGAGAGGUCCUGCUUCACCCCAGAGCUCUUUGAUAAUGAUGAGGAGGAGGAAGAUGGUGAGAUAACUGUAGGAGAUGAGAAUAAAGCUCCUCCUGAGAGGGGACAGAUCUCCUGUCCUUCUAGUUCGGUCACUGAGGGACAUUCUGAGGACAUGUCCUGCUUGGAGCAGAUCAGGAAAAGGAUCAGCCUUGAAAUUACUGAUACUAAGAUCAAUAAUGAUGUUUAUAAAGCUGACUGUGUUUCUCUGAACAGAGAGUGUGUUAUAGAUCAGAGUGUAGCAGAGCAGACAGGGACGAGCUGUAGGACAGGACAUGAGGACAGGGACAGAGGACAAAGACAGCGCAGUAAUAGCAGAUCACACAGGCUCUCCAGGUCUAGACAGAAAGCUCCCAGCAAAUCAGCAGCAGCUUCAGGUCAGGGAUCAGUUCAGCAGGUCAGUGCAGGAGAAAGGAAGGGAUUGAGAGCGUCCCGACGAGGAAAGCAAACCAGGGGUCAAGCGAGUUCUUCACCUUCAACAAACCGAACUCUAAUAAUCCCUCGUUCAGACUUGACCCGAGACGAACCGGUUCAGAUCAGGGACAGGAAGGGGAAAGCAGGAGAAUCCUCUGAAGCUCCUGAACCCCGGAGAACCUCCUGCUCUACAGAGCCCUCAGCCUCCUCCCGCCUGCAGUACAGCAAAAACACCGCUAACGCUAAUGCUAAAGCUAAAGUUCGGUCAGCGAGACGCAGAGCAGGACUCGAGUCCUGCAGCACUGAUACGGUUCUGCUGAAGAGCUCAGCUGAUCAGGAGCAGGACGCUGUGAGAUUUGAGAUCAUCACUCCGGAGAACAGGAGCAGAGAAGAUCCAGAACUAACAGAGGAGGAGAAUCAGGGAUCAGGAGGGAUUAGGAUUCAGAGAUCCUGUGUGAGGAACAGUAAGAAGAUCAGAAAGGUGCAAAAAGGAGUUUGUAGAAGCAGAUCUGCUCAGAGACAGAAGCAGUCUUCCUGCCAGUCCCCCUGUAUGAAAGGACUUCACUGUGCUUCCUGCCAGACUGAGCUCCUGCCCCAAACCCAAGGUGUUGUUCAGAGAGCAGAGUGUGGAUCAGCUGAACUGUCCUGUUUACUGCAGAUCUGCAGGAGGAUAAACGAGACUCAGUGUUCAUGCAGCCCCUCAGCAUCCACCCAGAACACCAGCACAUCACUAUUACUGAUCCAGAAUAGUGACGCUCUACAGACCCUACGCUCCACUCUACAGCCUUACACAUCCCGCACUCUAACAGGUCUGUGUUCAUAUAACGCAGUGUGGAAUCAGGCUCAGUGUUCAGUGAUUCAGCUGCUUCAGUGUCGGUUCUGUCUGUCCUGCUGUCCGGAUCCAGAUCAUGCUGCUGUCCUCGCUGCUGAUAUCCAGAACCCAACAGACCCGUCCCUGGACCAGAUCUGGUUGGUUCCCUCAGCGCUUCGAUUCUGCUGUAGGAUCAUCACUGAUCAGGGAAGUAAACAGUGAGCUGAUUUUCCACAUUUGUUUUACCUAAAUAAACUAUUAUUGUAAAUAAUUUUCUUUAUAAAUAAUUAGAUGAACUGAUGAACCAGUUGUAUGUUUUAUUUGAUCAGAACUCUGAAUGUGUCUGUUCGUGUU